GCAGUUCCCAGAGUGAUAGUAGCCUAGUCAGUAGUCUCUGUCAGUCGGCCAGGAUGGGAUUUUGGCUUGGGACGAGCAGAGGGGCCGUCAUGGGCGUCAACUGGGUCAGGCGAGGUAGGGCACUUUCCAAACAGUCUAAGUUAGUCCACAUUUAGUCUUGUAGGUUCAUUAUUCACCAUAAUGCUGGUGGAAGAUCAAGCAAAUUUUGCCCAGAUUCUAUUAGAAAGCCAAUUACUAUUUAAAAAAAGAGGGUAUUAGGAGAAAUGCUGCCUGGGAUCUGUGCCGUGUAGUGUCUCACAUUGACCAAAUAAUCUUUUAAAUUAUAGUCAUUUAGUUAAUUGGUUGCUCAUUGCUUGGUUAGGAUGUUGGAUGCAGCUACUGGGAUAAACGCUUAGUGAACUGGCGACCGUGCGGGCCGUGCUCUGCCUCCGUGAAUGCCACGCGAGAGCCCUUUUCUCGCGGUAUCGACCAGCAGCCCCGUAGCCACGCGGGGGGUAGCCUGUGCCCGUGCCACCGUCACCUGGAAAAAGCAGGAGCCACGAGACUCUCCGGAAAGUGUGAGCCCGGACACGAGCCAUGGAUGAUUCAGGGAUCAUCCGGAGACGGAGGCUGCAGGAUCUGCCCCUGCCCCGAAAAAGCAGCAGUUGCCGAACAAGUAACAGGAAAAGCCUCAUCCUGACUAGCACGUCGCCGACUCUGCCUCGACCGCACUCCCCACUGCCCGGACACUUAGGAAACAGUCCAUUGGACAGCCCACGCAACUUCUCACCUAGUGGACCUGCCCACUUUUCCUUCGCCUCCUCCAGAAGGGCUGAUGGUCGGAGAUGGUCCCUGGCUUCUCUGCCUUCCUCAGGAUAUGGCACCAAUACACCCAGUUCAACGUCGUCAAGUUCAUCUCAGGAGCGUCUGCACCAGCUGCCCUUCCAGCCAACCAUGGAUGAGUUGCACUUCCUGUCCAAGCACUUUGGCAGCACCGAGAGCAUCACUGACGAUGAUGGCGGCCGUCGUUCGCCACACGUCCGCCCUCGCUCCCGGAGCCUCAGCCCGGGGCGCUCUCCAUCCUGCUAUGACAAUGAAAUAGUGAUGAUGAACCAUGUCUACAAAGAGCGCUUCCCCAAGGCCACAGCUCAGAUGGAGGAGAGGCUGGCGGAGUUCAUCCAAUGCUACUCCCCAGAGAGUGUUCUGCCGCUGGCCGAUGGGGUCCUGAGCUUCAUCCACCACCAGAUAGCCGAGCUGUCCAGGGACUGCCUGGCCAAAUCACGUGAGGGCCUCAUUACCAGCGUCUACUUCUGCGAGCUGCAGGAGAACCUGGAGAAGCUGCUGCAUGAUGCCUAUGAGCGCUCAGAGAGCUCGGAGCUCACCUUCGUCACCGAGCUGGUCAAAAAGCUCUUCAUCAUCAUAUCUCGUCCAGCCAGGCUCCUGGAGUGUUUGGAGUUCAACCCGGAGGAGUUCUACCAUCUCCUGGAGGCAGCAGAGGAUCACGCCAAGGAGGGACAGCUGAUGAAGACGGACAUCCCUCGUUACAUUAUCAGCCAGUUGGGGCUGACCAGGGACCCGCUGGAAGACAUUGUGAGCCUCGACAGCUAUGACAGCGAGGGUCCGCACACCCCCGAGACCGACGACUCAGCAGAGGGAAAAGGGAGAGCCAUCAAGCCACCCACUGAGGGAGAUUUCCAGACCAUCAAACUGAUUAGCAAUGGAGCAUACGGCGCUGUCUACCUGGUGCGCCACAGGGAGACACGUCAGCGUUUCGCCAUGAAGAAGAUCAACAAGCAGAACCUGAUCCUGAGGAACCAGAUCCAGCAGGCCUUUGUGGAGAGGGACAUCCUCACCUUCGCCGAGAACCCCUUCGUCGUCUCCAUGUUCUGCUCCUUCGAGACGCGGCGUCACCUCUGCAUGGUCAUGGAAUACGUUGAGGGAGGGGAUUGUGCCACUUUGCUGAAGAACAUCGGGGCUUUACCUGUGGAACUUGCCAGGAUGUACUUUGCUGAGACUGUUUUGGCCUUGGAGUACCUGCACAACUAUGGCAUCGUCCAUAGAGAUCUCAAACCCGACAAUCUCCUGAUCACCUCCAUGGGUCACAUCAAACUGACAGACUUCGGCUUGUCUAAGAUGGGCCUCAUGAGCCUCACCACCAACCUGUAUGAGGGACACAUAGAGAAGGAUGCCAGGGAAUUCCUGGAUAAACAGGUAUGUGGUACUCCAGAGUACAUUGCCCCAGAGGUGAUUUUGCGCCAGGGCUACGGGAAGCCGGUGGACUGGUGGGCCAUGGGCAUCAUCCUCUAUGAGUUUCUGGUGGGCUGCGUGCCUUUCUUUGGAGACACUCCCGAGGAGCUGUUUGGACAGGUCAUUACAGACGAUAUAGUGUGGCCAGACGGCGAUGAGGCCUUGCCUGCAGACGCUCAGGCCCUCAUCUCCACUCUGCUCCAGACAAACCCUCUCAUGAGGCUGGGCACCGGCGGAGCGUUCGAAGUGAAGCAGCACCCGUUCUUCACCGAGCUGGACUGGAACAGCUUGCUGAGACAGAAGGCAGAGUUCAUCCCUCACCUGGAGUCAGAGGAGGACACCAGCUACUUUGAUACCCGCUCAGACCGUUACCGCCACAUCAACGCUUACGAUGAGGAUGACACCAACGAUGAUGAGCCGGUGGAGAUCAGACAGUUUUCCUCCUGCUCCCCUCGCUUCAGCAAGGUGUACAGCAGUAUGGAACAUCUUUCUCAGCUGGAGCAGAAAGCUACGACGUCUGUGACCCGGCGGGAGCACAAAGGUCCGCGGGAAGACAAGGUGGCCAAGAGAGAGAGCCUGGGCAGCUUCAGCAUGAGGGACAAGAGCUGGAGGACCGGGUCCCCUGAGAUGAAGCGGCUGUCUUGCUCUGAGUCCCUCUACAUGGAAGGGGACUCGAGUCCUCCCCUUGGAGCUCGGCGACGCUUCUCAGCCCUGAUGGAUACACAUCGUUUUGCCUCACCGCUAGAGAGUGAGCCAGACUUCCUGUCCCGCCAGACCUCUGUCAAGGCCCGCGGGACCUCACUGGAUGGGGCCAGCGCCCCUUCACCCAGCCUACUGGAGCAGAGGAGCAGUCUGAAAGAGGCCAAUGGUGCAGACAAGCCCCCUAGACCAGGCGACACAUCAGGAGCUGCUGUGGCCACCGUGUCAUCCCCGUGCCCCAUAGCAACUAGUCGUGAUGUAGUGACUCCUCUGUAUGACCCUCUGGGGCCACGGGCCACGAACGACCUGGUCCUCCGCAGGGCACGCCACCAGCAUCUGUCCGGGGACGGGGAAAAACGCAACUCCAGACCUGGUAACAAGGUCAUCAAAUCAGCCUCCGCCACCGCGCUGUCUGUUAUCAUCCCAGCUGUGGAACAGCAUGGGGGCUUCUCCCCCUUGGCCAGCCCCAUGUCUCCCCGCUCCUUCUCCUCCAACCCGUCAUCCCGGGACUCCUCUCCCAGCAGAGAUUUCUGCCCGAUGGUCAGCGUGCUUCGCUCACCCAUCACCAUCCAUCGCUCUGGAAAGAAGUACGGCUUCACCCUCAGGGCCAUUAGAGUCUACAUCGGAGACAGCGACAUCUACAGUGUGCAUCAUAUUGUUUGGCAUGUUGAGGAUGGCGGCCCCGCCCAGGAGUCUGGCCUGUGUGCCGGUGACCUCAUCACCCACGUCAACGGCGAAUCCGUCCACGGCCUGGUCCACACUGAAGUGGUAGAGCUCAUCCUCAAGAGUGGGAACAAGGUGACAGUGACCACCACACCUUUUGAGAACACCUCCAUCAAAGUGGGUCCCGCCCGGAAGGCCAGCUACAAGUGUAAGAUGGCUCGACGCAACAAGAGGACCAUGGGAAAGGACGGCCAGGACAGUAAGAAGCGCAGCUCAUUGUUCCGUAAGAUCACGAAGCAGUCGAAUCUGCUCCACACCAGCCGCAGUCUGUCCUCUCUGAACCGCUCAUUGUCAUCCAGUGAGAGUCUGCCUGGCUCUCCGACUCACAGCCUGUCUGCCCGCUCCCCCACACAGGGCUACCGCUCCACCCCCGAGUCCUCAUACCUCGGUGCUUCCUCCCAGAGCAGCUCCCCAGCCUCCAGCACUCCUAACUCCCCCGCCGCCUCCCAGCACAUGAGGCCCAGCUCCCUGCAUGGCCUCUCCCCUAAACUCCACCGCCAGUACCGCUCUGCCCGCUGUAAGUCUGCCGGCAACAUCCCUCUAUCCCCGCUGGCCCACACCCCCUCGCCCACCCAGUCCUCUCCUCCACCGUUGCCAGGCCACACUGUAGGGAGCUCCAACACCACCCAGACCUUCCCUGCCAAGCUCCACUCCUCGCCGCCAGUGGUCCGUCCCAGGCCAAAGAGCGCUGAGCCCCCACGCUCACCUCUUCUCAAACGGGUGCAGUCAGCAGAGAAGCUGGGCUCACCUCUGACCCAGUCCAGCUCUACAGGAGGACUGGGCGGUCCACUGAGGAAGCACAGCCUGGAGGUACAGCACUCUGACUACCGUAAAGACGCAUUCCUCUGUGAGGUGGGGCUCCAGAGCCUCCUGGAGACAGAGGGGGAAAAUCUGCCUCCCAACCCCCCGCCCCUGCCUUCCUCCCCAGCCUCGCCAUCAGCUUCCAGUGCGCUGGAGACUGGUGUGCUGAAACCUGCAAGGAGACUUGGGAGACAAGAGUCACCGCUUAGCAGGGAAGCACUCCUGGCUGGUAGGGAGAGGGAGAAAGAGAGGGAGAGAGAGAGGGAGAAAGAAAGAGAAAGGGAGAAAGAGAGGGAGACUAAGACAGCAACAAUCCUGGAGAGAUCGCCAAGUCGACUUGGAGCCACAGAGAUCCAGUCAUCCUUUACUAGAAAAUCUCAUGCAAAUGAGUUACCGUUGAGCUCCCAGGCUGGCCAAAGCUCCAGACUGCAAUCCCCAAGUACAGACGCUACCAAAGUUACAACACCUAGCACCCCUACCAGAACAACAGGAGGUCUGGGGGGUCUCAAGGGGCCUGAGAAGAGCCCCCAGACCCAGCCAGAUUUGCCUCCUAAACCACAAGAUAAAAAGGCAGCUGGGAGUAUGUUCUCUAAUGGUAAAGAUCCCCAGGAGCAGCUUGGAAGCAGACCUGAACCAAAGCAGGAAGAAGAGAACAGGAGUAGUCUCAGCAGGCCUAGCAUACCCUGUGGUACCACAGGAAAGGGCCCUGUGCUGAAUCCAGAUAAAUGCACCGGCAUUGGCCCAGCCGUGACCGGGGUACCUCUGAGCAUGAGCAAAACCUUUAAACCAUCAGGUAUUCAGGACAGCCUGAGGAAGUGUGGAGCUGAGCACAGUGACUUGAGGACUUCAGAUUUGGGCUCCAAAAGCCCCAAACUCCCAACCAGAGUUCUCGCUCCUGUUGCCUCUACCCACGGCCAGCCGCUCUCCCUUGGCAAGGUGCGGCAGGGUCUCGGGCCUGUCAACUGUUACCGUGGCACCCUCGACUGGGAGGACAAAUGUCGGCUGGAGGUUGUGGAAGAGCACUCGCCUUCCCCUUCUCCCUCCCCUACCGCUGUAACGCCCUCCCUCUGUGGACCUUCCCUCUGCAAGUCACGCCCUGUCUCCCCUGGUGACAAGACAAGCUUUGUCACCCAGCUGACCACUGUGGCCAAAAAUGUCCUGGGACCAAUCAAGCUCGGCUCUCAGGAGGGGGCCAAAAGCAAAGACCAGCAGCCGAAAGCAGCGGAGGACAAGCAGGGAGGCUCAGCAGGGAAGUCUGAGACUUCUGCUGGAGGCCGAGCGUUGGCAGCGGUGGUGACCCAAAGUCCUGUUAGUUCACAGCUAGAGAAGGCUGCAACAGGUAGCACCCCCCAAAAGAUGUGACCUCAUGGGGUCUCCGAAGGGGACUUUAGGAAUUGAGAUGCCUUUUUUGGAAGAACAAUGCAACAGAAGUCAAGCACUUAGAAACAAUGUACAUUCCAAUUUCAUAGUAUAUCAGAUAUGAUAUUUAUUGAAUCCAGUUAUUGACUGACUCUAAAUGAAAUUCAGGAGUGAAAAAGUCCACUGUAAAGGUGCAUUUAUUGUUGAUUUUCUAUUAUAAAGUAUCUAUUUAAUAAGAGGACUCUUCGUGUAAUGUAAUACUCUAAAUCAGAUGUAUAUAUGUGUGGGUCUGUGUGAAUGCAUGUCAAAUGGUAUGUACUGUAUAUGUAUAAUAGGUACAAAAAGGUCAAAAAGUGCUUUACUGAUCAAAACAUGCUGAAUACUGUGAAUACCAAAUCCAGUCACUCUAUUUUGUAUCUCAACCAGCCCUUUUGUCUUUUUCCUGUAUCAAAUAAGCCACUGAAACAGAGGAUAAAGUGAGGCACAAUCAAAUCACAGCAUUCACAUUUAACAACACAAAUGGCACAUGCAACACAAGUUCGACUACAGUGGGUAAGCAAACAAUAAGAUGAUUAAGCUAAUUUAUUCUCGAUCCAGCAGUGUACUUUCCAUGAGUUGAUUUGCAUAGUCAGACAAAGCCAGGCCAGGCAUUCUGUCAGUGGAUGUCACAUCAAGCACUGUCCGGCUCGCUCGCUCACUCACUCACUCAGGGGUUUGGUGUGCAUGUGUAUGUGUGUGUGUGUUUGGGACGGGAGGGGUAGCAGCUGAAUGCAAAGCCACCUUGGGUCUAUUUCUGGUGGUCCUUGAAGGCUGCGUCCCGUCGCAGGGGAAAGCAGGGUCGACAGAGCUCAGGCUCAGUCCUUAUCUCUGCUUCGCAGGAGGGCCACCACAGCCCUGUUCUCACUCUGCCUCCGACUGCAGCGUAUACACACACACACACACGCAUGUGCGUGUGCACACACAUACACACACACACACACACACACACAAACAUGCUGCCACAGGAAGUAGCAGUGUCAGGAGCUGAUUUUCAUGCAAUUUAAAUCCAUACCCCUGUGGUCUGAAUUUGGAUGUGUGUGUGUUUGCAAGUGAGGGAAUGUGUGUGUGUAUGUGUUGUAAGCACGCGCGUGUGUUUUCAAGGGAUAAUUGCACUCCGCCGUUUAGCUCACCAAGGGUCAUGACAGAAAUUACACUGGAAAUAAAUGGACAGCAUUCAGUAUCCACUUACAUUUACAGUGCACGUUUUGCUGAACUGGAGGAAGAUCCUCUGCAACUUGAUUGUCAAUUCACACUGGCACAGUAAAGAUUACUACUGUAGAUAUCUGUAAAAAAAAAUAAUAAAAAUAAUAAUAAUAAUAAUAAAGAAAAAGAUGUUGUAAGCACAUAUACGCUAAACCCAUGUAUUGAUUUGAGCCAAAAACACAAGCAGGCAGUGGUGGAUGUAGCAUAAUUUGUUUGUAAAAGGGCUGAACAGCUAAGAUAGGGUUUUCUCUCGGAUAUGGGCAUUCUGGUAUAUCACAAUAAGCCUGUUAUCGUGACAACAAGGUUAUGUGUAAUCAAAAUGACUGUGUUGUUAGGUACUACAAGUUAGGUAGUGGAUAUUGAUUAUCAAUAGAAUGCUCACUUUGUACUAUGUAAGAUAGUGAUAAAGGUGUUUGAAUCAAAAACCCGCAUACCAAGAGUGCUGAGAAGAGAAAAAUGUUUGUAAGUGCAUAAAGAAUCUCUCUAUCUCUCUCUCUCUCCCCCCACUGGGUGUUCUCCUUCAUUCCCUCUCAUUUCUUUCUGAGUAACUAUCCUAUAUACAUGACCUUAUGCAUAACACUUACAGCUGUGUGUGAGGACUGUUGUCAGUAUAUUGGAUCUAGUCCAUCAAAGAAUUUGGGUACAGGCUCUCAUGCGGUUCACUAUCAUCCAGUGGGGGGUUUUAUAAUCGGCAUGGUACUAUACUGCCCUCAAGUGGUUAAAAAUGGCCACUGCUGAACAUAAUUCUAUAGGAAUUUAAUAUGAAGCCAAGAUCACUGGUGUAUUGCAGACUGGAUGUUGUAAGUGAUAGGGUUACUAAAUAUGCAUUUAAUUUUUUUAUGACAAGGUAAUUGCAGUAGGUAAUCAAGUGAACACUUGAAACACAAAUCAUUCCUUCUCUGUUGUCUUCUUCACAUGACUGUUAAUUCUACCUUCUGGAACAGGAAUUAACAUUUUUUAAAAAUAUAUUCUCUUAAAUAUCCUAACGAUAAGGACACCUUAUCAUGAGUUCUUUUAUAUCUUGAUGUAAGAAAUGAGUCAGAAAAUCAGCCACAGGUAACUUGAUGAAGAAAAAUAACUGUACAUGUAAUCUUAUAAUGCUAUUAUGCCCGCUUUCAGGUCCUUCCCCAAUCAGUGGUGUCUUUUCUAGUGUUAUUUGUUUGAGAAUAGUUUUUUGUCAAUUCUGACCGAUGGCGAGUAGUAUGACAUGCACUUUAUUUAACAAUAUUUUGUUUCACUAGCUGGUAGGCUAUUUGUUUUGUCUGUAUGAUGUUACUUUGGAGAGAAAAAUAUACUGUAUACAAACUAUAAAUACAUGGAUUCUACAAAAGAAAAAAAGGUAUAACAACAUUCCACAUUUCUCCGUUCACUGAAAAUGUAUUUAUUUGUAUCAUGGGGCAUUUUUGUUUGUGAUUGAUGUAAUUCAGAUGCAGACACCUGAAGUGCAGUAUGUGUAAUAAAAUUCAGAGAUUUGUUCCAAGCUUUGCCA
Messenger RNA from Myripristis murdjan (pinecone soldierfish), 8539 nucleotides. It is a transcript of the gene mast1a, whose product is annotated as microtubule associated serine/threonine kinase 1a. Gene Ontology annotation, biological process: peptidyl-serine phosphorylation; intracellular signal transduction; cytoskeleton organization. The coding region runs from base 577 to 5811 and encodes 1744 amino acids. The record is from RefSeq and is a predicted model, not a curated record. The transcript has 27 exons. Lineage: Eukaryota; Metazoa; Chordata; Actinopteri; Holocentriformes; Holocentridae. Gene Ontology annotation, molecular function: magnesium ion binding; protein serine/threonine kinase activity; ATP binding.